Messenger RNA from Pieris macdunnoughi, 1026 nucleotides. NCBI's taxonomy places the organism in Eukaryota, Metazoa, Arthropoda, Insecta, Lepidoptera, Pieridae. The record is from the annotation of a GenBank genome assembly.
AUGACGAUCGAUUAUUUUAAAUUGUUGUGUGCUUUAUUGGUUGCUUUUCAGUGUGGAGCGUCACAUGUGCAACCCAAACUAGUUAUAGACGAAGAUGGAGGAGCCGAUGACGCAAUGGCCAUUUUUAUGGCUCUCAUUUGCGAGAAAUAUUUGAACGGACCGCAAGUGGUAGGCUUAACCACGGUCCAUGGGAAUGUCAAUGAAAGCCAAGCCUACAUUAAUACUCAAAGAAUCUUAAACAUAGCUGAGAGAAAAGAUGUUCCUAUCUACCGCGGAGCCGCAUCGCCAUUCAUCCAUGGCAUCCCAUCAGACUCAUUUUUUGGAGAAGACGGUCUUGGUGACAAUAAAGUAGAGGAUUACGAUAAACUUCCUGCAAAACCGAUUCACGCAGCGUUGGCUCUUAUCCAUUUAUCGCACUUAUAUGGUGACAAACUCAUAGUAGUAGCCAUCGGAUCAUUAACCAAUAUUGGACUGGCAAUCAAACUGGAUCCAGGGUUUGUUUCAAGAAUAGGACAGUUGUAUGUCGGUGCGGGACAUAUUCAUAAUGCGGAACACAAAGAAGCUGAGUUUAACGCGGCUAUGGAUCCUGAAGCAUACCACAUCGUAGCCAACCACAGUUAUCCCAGCCAAGUCACAGUGGUGCCCUUUUCACCUAUAUUAACCUAUGUUAAAAUUGAAAAGAAUUGGCGUAUCAAUGUUCUUGGGAAGAUACCAACAGUUAUUUCAAGUUAUAUGAUGAAAUUCGAACGAAAAUCUAUCGCCGCUGUUGAUUAUUGGGCUAAUUUAGACCCGGCUGUGAUGGCGGUAGUGCUUCGUGAGAGCUUGGUGGAUGAGUUUAAAUUUUCUUUAAACAGUGUUAUUUUAUGUGGUACAGACAGAGGCGUUACUCCUCAUGAUUUUCUUUCGGAAAACCCAAACACAAGAGUAGCUGUGCGAAUCAACAAAGUAAAAUAUAUGAUAUUUUUAUAUACAGUUUUCUCCGCUCCAUUGGAAGCUUCAGGACAUUCAAAUGGACCUUACUCAUAA